This is a messenger RNA of Melanotaenia boesemani (Boeseman's rainbowfish), 2660 nucleotides long. RefSeq lists its product as uncharacterized. The transcript is spliced from 3 exons. Lineage: Eukaryota; Metazoa; Chordata; Actinopteri; Atheriniformes; Melanotaeniidae. The record is from RefSeq and is a predicted model, not a curated record. Bases 110 to 1057 code for a protein of 315 amino acids.
UAAGGUGCAGGAGGGUAGGGCGAACAGGCAGGUAGGUGAGGUAUUUAACGGCGAUAGGAGGAGGAAGACUGGAGGUGGAGGCGAACUGGAAUUCCGGAGCAGCAGAGCAAUGCACAGGAACAGUGAGAUAAUCUGGCAAGGUUUGGUUGCUCCUGCAGUCCUCAUAAAGGGAGGGUUGAUGGAACACAGCUGCGGAGGCAGGAGCAGACCGGACUCCGCCCAAGGCUUACUGAAACCAGUACAGCCCCACCUAAAGCUCAGGAAAGGGAAGGACAAGCAGCAGAGCCGUGACAUCCCCCCCACCCCCUCAAUGGCAGCCCUCCGGUGCACCGGAAGAGCCCUCCUCGCUAGACCGGCGGAAGGCAGCGAUGAGAGCAGGGUCCAAGAUGAACCGACAGGGCACCGAAGAAAGCUCCUCAGGGCCAUACCCCUCCCAGUCGACCAGGUACUGCAAACCGUGCCCCCGGCGACGGACGCCCAGGAUGCGGCGAACAGUAUAAACAGGAUGCCCAUCCACCAACCGGGUGGGUGGAGGGGGACCGGCCGGAGGGCACAAAGGGCUGGAAGACACAGGCUUAAACAGGGACACGUGGAAAGUGGGAUGUAUACGGAGGGAGGCCGGGAGUUUGAGGCGGACCGAGGUGGGACUGACAACCACGUAAGGGCCCACAGACUUGGGGGCCAGUUUCUUGGAGGUGGAUUUCAGGGGAAUGUCUUUGGCCGCCAACCAAACCUGCUGUCCAGGUGCGUAAUGCAGGGCAGGGAUGCGGCGUCGAUCGGCCAGACGGCGAUUGUGUUCAGUUGUGCGCCGCAGAGCCACAUGAGUCCCAACCCACACACGACGGACCUGCUGGAGAUGAUGCUGAACCGAGGGGACCUCAAGCUCCCUCUCCUCCUCAGGAAACAGGGGAGGCUGAUAACCCAGGGAAGCCUUGAACGGGGAGCGGCCGGUGGCAGAGGAGUUGUAAGCGUACUCAAUCCAAGCCAGAUGCCGGCUCCAGGUGGAGGGACUGUCAGAAGCCACACAAUGGAGAGCGGCCUCCAGCUCCUGAUUUAGACGCUCUGUCUGUCCAUUGGACUGGGGAUGAUAACCAGAGGAUAGUGAGACCUUGGAACAGAAAGACUUCCAUACCUGGGAAACGAACUGCGGUCCUCGAUCCGACACUAUUUCCGAAGGUAUUCCAUGUAGGUGGAAGACGUGGUCGACCAGGAGGUCCGUAGUCUCAGAAGAUGGUGGAAGUUUACUAAGGGGAAUAAAAUGGGCUGCCUUAGAAAAGUGAUCCACUACGAUGAGAAUAACAGUUUUACCUUGUGAGGAAGGCAGGCCAGUAAUGAAGUCCAGAGCUAUGUGGGGUGAUUAGCCCCCUCCAACCAGUGUCUCCAUUCCUCCAGUGCUAGUUUUAUGGCCAAUAAUUCCCGAUUGCCCACAUCGUAAUUUUGCACAGCUGCUGACGAACGUCGGGAGAAAAAAACGCAUGGAUGUAGCUUACCCUCCAACUCUGACCUCUAGGACAGUACUGCCCCCACCCCCGAGUCGGAGGCAUCCACCUCCAGAAUAAACUGCUGAUCAGGGUCUGGCUUAAUGAGGACAGGUGCCGUGGUGAAUUACUCUUUCAGUCGCUGGAAUGCCAGGUCAGAGUCUGGGUUCCAGCUAAAGGGGAUCUUCACAGAGGUUAGUUUGGUUAGAGGAGAAGCAACUGCACUGUAGUUGCGAAUGAACCUACGGUAAAAGUUGACAAAUCCCAGGAAUCUUUGGAGCUGCUUGCGGUUGGUAUGAACUGGCCAGUCUACCACUGCUUUAAUCUUGGCUGGAUCCAUCUUCACCUGCCCGCCUUGGAAGACAUGACCAAGAAAGGUUAUGGAGGCGGCGUGAAAUUCACACUUCUCUGCCUUGACAUACAGCCGCUUCUCAAGCAGCCUCUGUAAAACCAUCCGAACGUGCUGACUGUGUUCCUCAGGAGUCUUGGAAUAGAUCAGGAUGUCGUCUAAAUACACAAAAACAAACAGGUUCAAGUAAUCUCUCAGAACAUUGUUUAUGAGGGCCUGGAACACCGCCGGAGCAUUAGUGAGACCGAAAGGCAUGACCAAGUACUCAAAAUGACCUAGAAAUGUGUUAAACGCCGUCUUCCAUUCGUCUCCCUCACGGAUCCUGACUAAAUGAUAGGCCUUGCGGAGAUCUAGUUUGGUGAAAAUGGUCGCCCCUUGGAUGGGCUCAAAGGCAGAGGUAAGGAGUGGCAAGGGACAAUUGUUCUUAAUAUUUAUCUUGUUAAGACCCCGAUAGUCAAUGCACGGUUUAAGGCUCUUAUCCUUCUUUUGCACAAAAAAGAAGCCAGCACCUACCGGUGACGACGAGGGCCUAAUUAUUCCUGCUGCUUGGGACUCCUGGAUGCAGCGUUCCAUAGCGCAACGGUCCGGACGGGACAUGUUGAACAGUUUGCUAGUAGGUAGGGGUGCCCCAGGCAGAAGAUCUAUAGCAUUGUCGUAGGGAGAAGCAGUUUUAGAUAAUAAACUAAAACUGCUUUUUCCAUCUUAGAAAUAUUGCAAAACUGAAAUAAUUUCUUUCCACCAAUGACAUGGAAGCUGUUAUUACAGCUUUGAUCAUGUCAAGGUUACUCUUAACUGCCUGUAUUAUGGUGUCACUCAGGCUCUUUUAUCCAGUC